Molecule: messenger RNA, 2184 nt
Organism: Aspergillus pseudoviridinutans
Lineage: Eukaryota; Fungi; Ascomycota; Eurotiomycetes; Eurotiales; Aspergillaceae
Exons: 2
Coding region: 1-2184 (727 amino acids)
Source: RefSeq, a predicted model, not a curated record
AUGGCGAGCGGAACGCGGCCGUAUUCACACACAAAUUUCAACAAUGUGUCAAUGAACAGUGUGCUCACAAAGGUGCACAUCGAGAACCAAGAGCUGGAAAUCGUCGAUCGCCUUGUUGAGCCGCAGACCAUAGCACACUUCUUAGAGUUUGCGCUGGGCGGUCCUCUCCCCAAUGGCAAGGAAUGUGGCCUUGUGCGGAUGACACCGGAUGAAAUCCCGUUGACGCAGACCAGUCCUGACCCGGAUGCUGAUCAAACCGUCAUCAUGGACAGGGUGAUGAAUCGCAUUGGGUCCAUGCAGGAUGGGGACCGGUUGUGCUGUGUCGGGAAGAAUAUCCAUUCCCUGAAGAACAGAUUGUGGGAGGGCAUUGUCCCGCUCUGUGAGGAGCGAUGGAAAGAAAAAGGCCUCAACAAGACGGAUAAUUUUGACGUAGCGUGUCAGCAUCUUUCGGCCGUUUGCGCAGCAUUUGAAUAUUUGAAUCAGCCCAAAGUGAUGGCGAAUAUGCGCGACACGUUCAACCUGAUCUGGGAGCAUUGGAGGGAGCUAGAAGUUAUGCUGAAUCGACAGCGCGCAGAGAAGCAGCAGCCGUCUGUGAGCGUGACGAGCCUGUGGACGGCAUACAUGGCAGCCCAUUUUGAGGUCAUGACGGAGCGAGCACACCGCUGGGUGACGGUCCAAGUCAGCGCCCUUCGGGCUCCAUUACUCACCACGCUGCGUUCGCAUCGUCCCGUGGAUCUGGACACGGUAGACAGAAUUCAAUGGCGGACAACCGACGCGCUGCACAGGCUGGCUGAAAUCACUAGCGUCGCCGACUACGGCAUUCUUAUUCCGAUGGAUGGAUACAAGGGCUACACUGCACCAGCUGUCCCGUCAAAUGUCCCUCCUGCUCUUCGUUCAACUGUCUGGUCCGAGCGUGGAGGAACAUACUCGCGGAGGCUCAAGCAGGUCACACAGACAGCGCGAUACCAGAGCCUCAUGCAGGCGCGCGCAAGAGGCGAGGCUCACCACAUUGCGGAUCCGGUGUCACUGCACCAGGCGUGCCUCGACCAGAUCAACAGCCAGCAUCAGUUACGACGUGAAGUGCGCGGCAACCCGAUUGAGCCGGUACCCCGCGAGCCAUGGAUUACGAGAUUGUUGUAUUCGAUUCAGAAUCCGAACGAUCGACGUCGGAGCUUCGGGCUGGCCAUCUACCGGCUGACAUAUAAGCAGAGCGAUGCCGAAUGGAAUGUGUGCAAAGAGAAAAUAGAGCAACACAUUGCGGACUGGGGUCGCGGACAGACAGGCUCGAGUGCGAUCAAGCCGCAUUUGAAGCUGCACUGGAUGGAUGGGAAGGAUUUACGAAUUGCUGAAGGAGACGUCGAGGGCGCAAGAAAGCACUUCCAUGACCUUGGUCCCUCAUCAUUAGAUGCUGAGGACCUGAUCAACGAUCGAGUGUUUCUCGUAGUCGACGAGCCCAGUGUCGCCUCGUACACGAGCUCAAACUACUCCGCCGCCCUGCUCAUCACGCGCGAAGGCGACUUUGCAGGUUUCGUGCUAGCCGUCGACGCUGAGUGGAAUCCAGCCGAGGGUCCCGAUCGUCCAGACGAAUCCCCGGGGUACCACGGACAGAUGCGAAUCCUGGGCAGCCUGGUCUGGGGAGAUCUGUACGCCGUGCAUGCAUCACAAGCCGCGUUACUAGAAGAUCUAUGGCCUCUUGCUCUCGACCACCCGAACACAGUCUAUGUCGGGCCCGUCGUACCCGAGGAGAUCAGGGCCUGGCGGCUCCAGAACGGCGUGCGCAAUAUGUGUCUGCGAACAAUAGCCGACUACGCACACAGGAAGAUCAACGGAACGCCGUUUCCUGUUGCUCCCGUGCGAACCAUUCCAAUGCGCGCUGCCAAUGCAGGCCCCUCCAGCGCGCCAAGUAAUCGUCCCCCUGGAUCGGCGCAGGGUCAGGAAGACAAUCAACUGCGAUCGUACAUGCUGCGCGCGUUCCAGCGACAUCUGCAAAGGAGAAAUCACCACACAGAAGCGGCAGUGGUUGAAGAGAUGCUGGCUACUCCUCCAAACCAGCAGGUCGAUAUCGAGCGGGUGCGACAACGCGUGGAGCAGGGUCAGGCUAAUCCUGCGCCGCGGUUGAGUCGAGAGGAGGAAGAUGAGCUGGAGAGGCGGGAGUUUGAGAGAGAGUUUUGCCCGCAGCAAUAG